Molecule: messenger RNA, 1625 nt
Organism: Castor canadensis (American beaver)
Lineage: Eukaryota; Metazoa; Chordata; Mammalia; Rodentia; Castoridae
Source: RefSeq, a predicted model, not a curated record
GGCCGCGUGAUUUUGAGCAAGGGAUUCAGAACGAUCUGUGUAGGGAGCUGGCCAAAUCCAAGAAGCUGUCCUUGGAAUCCGGGUGCCUUGACGGACACUCGGGGCCUAACAGAGAAAUAAGGCAGAGUCAUUAUAGUUAUUUCUAAUAUCAAUUCCAAAUUAUUGACCCUUGGACAACAGUGCAAUUAUAUGAAAUCAUGUCUGGUUACAAGCCUGUAGCUAUUCAAACAUAUCCUGUACUUGGUGAAAAGAUCACACAAGAUACCGUGUACUGGAACAACUAUAAAACCCCUGUUCAGAUAAAGGAAUUUGGUGCAGUGUCAAAAGUAGACUUCUCUCCUCAGCCUCCAUAUAACUAUGCAGUCACAGCUUCCUCAAGAAUUCACAUUUAUGGCCGAUACUCCCAAGAACCUAUAAAAACCUUUUCCCGUUUUAAAGACACAGCGUACUGUGCUACUUUUCGACAGGAUGGUCAAUUGCUUGUGGCUGGCAGUGAAGAUGGUGGCGUUCAGCUUUUUGAUAUAAGUGGAAGGGCUCCCCUCAGACAGUUUGAAGGCCAUACAAAAGCAGUUCAUACAGUAGAUUUUACAGCUGACAAAUACCAUGUGGUCUCUGGGGCUGAUGAUUAUACGGUUAAAUUAUGGGAUAUUCCAAAUGCUAAAGAAAUUCUGACAUUCAAAGAACAUUCUGAUUAUGUGAGGUGUGGAUGUGCCAGCAAGCUGAACCCAGACCUCUUUGUAACAGGUUCGUAUGAUCAUACUGUGAAGAUGUUUGAUGCACGAACAAAUAAAAAUGUUCUCUGUGUAGAGCACGGACAGCCAGUGGAGAGUGUUCUGCUUUUCCCCUCUGGAGGUCUUCUGGUGUCUUCAGGAGGUCGUUAUGUUAAAGUCUGGGACAUAUUAAAAGGAGGACAAUUGCUCGUGUCUUUGAAAAAUCAUCAUAAAACUGUGACGUGUUUAUGUCUGAGCAGCUCCGGGCAAAGGUUACUCUCUGGCUCACUGGAUAGGAAGGUCAAAGUAUAUAGCACAACUUCCUACAAAGUAGUCCACAGUUUUGAUUACACAGCUUCAAUUUUGAGUCUUGCACUUGCUCAUGAAGAUGAGACAAUAGUUGUAGGAAUGACCAAUGGAAUAUUGAGUGUUAAACAUCGGAAAUCUGAAGCAAAGAAGGAUUCUCUUCCUAGGAGAAGAAGACCUGCAUAUCGAACCUUUAUUAAAGGAAAAAAUUACAUGAAGCAGCGGGAUGACAUUUUGAUCAACAGGCCAGUAAAGAAACACCUAGAAUUGUAUGACAGAGAUCUGAAAAAUUUUCGGGUCUCUAAGGCACUCGACAGGGUCCUUGAGCCCAAUUGUGUAAUAAAGACACCAGAGGUUACAGUUUCCAUUAUAAAAGAGCUAAAUCGAAGAGGAGUCCUUGCCAAUGCCCUUGCAGGUCGGGAUGAAAAGGAAAUUACUCGUGUUCUUAAUUUUUUGAUAAGGAAUCUGUCUCAGCCAAGAUUUGCCCCCGUUUUGAUCAAUGCUGCAGAAAUAAUUAUUGGAUUGAACAUCAUUGGAAUUUUGAUGGGAAUUGCAUUGGAUCUGCAGAUCAGUUUUGGUAAUGCAGCCAUUUUCACAUUGUUAAGUCCG